UUCAGAGUUUCAUUUUGCGUCUAUGCAAUCUGUGCAUGUUUGCGGUUUUUGAAUUUGAUUUUUGUGAAAUUCGUGUCUCACAACCUUUGUUUUCUGGUCGUGGACUUGUGAAGUGGAACGUCGUGAAUCUUACCAAAGUUUUUCGUUUUUCUUCGUCUUCUGUUUUGUUAAAUUUCGUCAGAUAAAAUGUCUGAACGGUCGGAACGAUCUGAACGAUCUGAACGCUCUGAACGCUCAGAUCUAAAAACUCGUCGACUUCCGACGGAAGAUCUCUCACAUGUCGAAUUCGAGACCUCCGAAGAUGUCGAGGUUGUCCCAACUUUCGAUAACAUGGGUCUCCGGGAUGAACUUCUUCGAGGAAUAUACGCCUACGGUUUCGAAAAACCGUCCGCGAUUCAGCAAAGAUCUAUCAAACCCAUAAUGAAGGGCAGAGAUGUAAUUGCCCAAGCACAAUCCGGAACUGGAAAAACCGCCACAUUCUCGAUAGGAAUCCUGCAAUCUCUGGAUAUUCAAGUUCGAGAAACCCAAGUUCUUGUUUUGUCGCCAACGAGAGAACUCGCCACACAAAUUCAAAAAGUUGUCCUCGCCCUGGGUAAUUAUAUGAGUGUCCAGUGCCAUGUUUGCAUCGGCGGAACCAAUCUGGGAGAAGACAUCAGAAAACUCGAUUAUGGACAGCACGUCGUUUCCGGAACGCCAGGAAGAGUUUUCGAUAUGAUCAAAAGAAGAGUUCUCAGAACUCGUGCAAUAAAAAUGCUCGUUCUGGACGAAUCUGACGAGAUGUUGAAUAAAGGAUUCAAGGAGCAAAUUUACGACGUCUAUCGAUAUCUUCCACCAGCGACUCAAGUCGUUUUAGUCUCGGCUACACUGCCCCACGAAAUCCUGGAGAUGACUUCCAAAUUCAUGACAGAUCCCAUUCGAAUCCUCGUCAAACGUGAUGAACUUACUCUCGAGGGAAUCAAACAAUUUUUCGUGGCAGUGGAACGCGAGGAGUGGAAAUUCGACACACUCUGCGAUCUCUACGACACUCUGACUAUCACACAGGCCGUGAUUUUUUGCAAUACAAAACGUAAGGUCGACUGGCUCACUGAGAAAAUGCGAGAGGCCAAUUUCACCGUUUGCUCGAUGCAUGGUGACAUGCCACAGAAAGAACGUGACAAUAUCAUGAAGGAAUUCCGGGGAGGACAGAGCCGAGUGCUGAUUACAACGGAUGUCUGGGCUCGAGGAAUCGAUGUGCAACAAGUUUCUCUUGUAAUUAACUAUGACCUUCCUAACAACAGAGAAUUGUACAUUCACAGAAUUGGUCGUUCAGGUCGAUUCGGCAGGAAGGGUGUCUCGAUCAAUUUCGUAAAAACUGACGACAUUCGAAUUUUGAGGGACAUUGAGCAGUACUACUCAACCCAAAUCGACGAGAUGCCAAUGAAUGUGGCUGAUCUCAUUUAAUUUAAUUCAAUUCAGUUUGAUUUAAUUUAAUUGUCUUUGAACUUUAAGCCGUGACUCUUUCAAGUUUUUGUCACAUUAUCUUCGUGGUUAAUACAGAUAAGUUAAAUUAGCUCCUAAUUUAAUAAAAUUAUCAGAUAAUUAUUUUGAAAUGAUACAACCAGAUUUAUACAAGUGUAUGAAUAAGAUGCAAGAUUUUCUUUAAGGACCUGUCUGUACAUGUCUGUACAAUAUUGUAAAAUAUCUUUUCUAUGUGUUAGUAAUAAAAUGUCUAGGUAAGCUAAAUUAAAAAAAAAAAA
Molecule: messenger RNA, 1736 nt
Organism: Belonocnema kinseyi
Lineage: Eukaryota; Metazoa; Arthropoda; Insecta; Hymenoptera; Cynipidae
Product: eukaryotic initiation factor 4A-III
Exons: 5
Coding region: 187-1440 (417 amino acids)
Cellular component (GO): nucleolus; catalytic step 2 spliceosome
Molecular function (GO): mRNA binding; RNA helicase activity; ATP binding
Source: RefSeq, a predicted model, not a curated record